AUUUCUAAAAGUCGGUUUUCAAUGCCUGUUCUUCUGAUAUAAGACCACGUCGACUGAAGUCCUCUUCGUCUCCGUCAUUCUUCACCUUCCGUCAGCUGUGGUUUCGCUCUUGACGUAUAUGAUGGAAUUCCAUCUUUUUGGGGACUUUCCUCCUGAGAUUCGGGUGUUGAUUUGGCAGUUUGCUAUCCCCGAGAACGAACCAGAAGUUUGUAUCGUGCAGCCAGCAUGCGACACGCCCCAGUCCUUACUUGUGUAUACCGCAUUCCCGGUGCUGAUGCACGUAUGUCACGAGUCUCGUCAGCUCGUGCAGAAUUCGCGAUUAAGUGGAAUCAACUUCAUAUCCUCGAAAUCAGCCAACAGUACAGCUGGAUGCCUCGUUCCCUCCCGCCGCUUCCGGCCAGAAUUGGACACCCUGUUUUGCCCAAUCGGAGGCCCUGCCGCACUUGAAGAUAUUUCUAGCCAAGAUGAACUCGAAUCAAUCCUCCAGGAAACACGCUACUUGGCCGUCUCGGGUAAAAAGGAGUAUAUCAACCUAUUAGCAUGGAUCUUGCUGUUCCAUUUCCCGAAGCUAGAGACGCUAUCCGUGGUUGUCGGCGAUAUGUCUCCUGACUCAUGCUUCGAGUCCUGCUUUGACGCGCCAAAGACUAGAUGCAAGUUAAGCAGAAUAUCGGGCGAGCCUGCUUGGUCAAUGGUUCGGGGGGCGAAGCAAUCCGUCGAUGUUGGAGUCCCGGGGCCAGUUCAUUUCUCAGAUUGCAUGGGGCACUACACCCAUGAACUUGAGAAACUCAUGGCGGAAUGUGUCGAGGACAUGGAAAGAACCAUACGAAAGUCGCAUCCAUGGUGGGAUAAUGAAUCAAAUGCUGUCAGGAAGGUCAAAUACUCGGUACAGGCGUUCGUGGAGUGCUAGGCAGAUGGUGCUUUCGGGCUAAGCGAAUUUGUGGAAGAAGGCAAUACAUUAACGGCGUAACCUACAAGAAGCUGAGAAGUAUGCCAGUAUAUUAUAUAAUAAUCAGAAUCUGCCCCGUGUGGCGAGCUUAGACAUACCCUAUUUCUUGUUCCAGAUAUUAGCGGAAAACAUUGAGUUCCCAGCGCCUUCCUUUCGCUUCUUUAUCUCGACGAUUCUGAACUUGCUCCUUCCAAUGGGGGCUCGCUCAGUUGGUUUCCGGCACCUACCCAAUGUACCCAGGUAGGUAAGGUAGGUAGGCACCUAGGUAGCCUUUACCUGCCUCCUUCCCUCUUCAAAGUCAGGCCUCUCGCCAAGUCAGGCCUCUCGCC
This is a messenger RNA of Colletotrichum navitas, 1275 nucleotides long. RefSeq lists its product as uncharacterized. The record is from RefSeq and is a predicted model, not a curated record. The transcript has a single exon. Bases 119 to 907 code for a protein of 262 amino acids. Lineage: Eukaryota; Fungi; Ascomycota; Sordariomycetes; Glomerellales; Glomerellaceae.